AUGGCUGCCUCGAGAUGUGGUUCCUCAAGAGAUUUCCUUCGAAUUUCAAUCAGGAUUCGCCGCCAUUCCUCCGCUUUGAGUGGAACAGCAAAUGACUUUCUUGGUGUACCAAACCCAAAUGUUAAUAACCAAGAGGCAGGCCCUCUGAAAAAAUAUGAUGAAACAGUCAGAAGUGGAAAGUUAAAGCUUGAUAGACAUCAGAGGCAAAUUGUUGAGCAUCUACAAAGAUUGUACAAUGAUGUAGUUAGUUAUAAGCCCACUAGCGUUGGAUUUUUUAGUAAGGUUUUUGGGCUGCAGAGUAAUAAAGAAACUCCUGUGGGUCUUUAUCUUCAUGGAAGUGUAGGCUGUGGCAAGACAAUGUUAAUGGAUUUAUUUUAUGAUGAAGUUCCUGUUGAAAAGAAACAAAGAGUUCAUUUUCACUCAUUCAUGUUGGAUGUCCACUCAAGUAUUCACAAAUUAAAAGCUAGUCUUCCUCCAAGAGACCCCAAGUCCAUAGGAGCACAGCCCUAUGAUCCUAUCCCACCUGUUGCAGAGCAGAUCAGUUUGAAGUGGUGGCUUUUGUGUUUUGAUGAAUUUCAGGUGACAGACAUUGCAGAUGCAAUGAUUUUAAAAAGACUAUUCACAGCUCUGUUUGAACAAGGAGUUGUUGUGAUUGCAACAUCCAAUAGACAUCCAGAUGACUUGUACAAAAAUGGCCUUCAAAGAAGCAACUUCAUUCCUUUUAUACCUAUUCUCAAGAAAAAUUGCAAAGUUCUUUGUCUUGACUCUGGUAUAGAUUAUCGCAGAACAGACAUGCCCUCUAUUGGAAAGGCAUUUUUCAGUUCUCUUGGAAAAGAGACAACCAAUGAACUGGCCUGGAUAUUCGCUAAUUUGGCUCAGCAACAGAGAAACGAAAAUGCUGAAUGCAGCCCUGGUCCUACAACAAUUCAAGUGCUUGGUACAAGGAAGUUGAACGCCCCACGCACUUGUGGAAGAGUCGCAGACUUUACAUUUGAGGAACUUUGUGCGCAGCCUUUGGGAGCUGCGGAUUAUUUAGCCCUGUGUGAACACUUUGAUAUUAUUAUUUUGCGCAACAUUCCCAAAAUGACAGUUUCUCAAAAAACUGAGGCAAGGAGGUUUAUCACGCUCAUUGAUGCUCUUUAUGAUAACAGGGUUCGUCUUAUAUGCUCAGCGGCUACCCCAAUCGGUCAGCUCUUUAACGCAACUCCACUGACCACAAAUGACGACGAGUUUAAACGAAAGCUGAUGGACGACCUCGACUUAUCAGCUUCCGACGCAAACUCAAGCGCCAUCUUUACGGCCGAGGAAGAAAUCUUUGCGUUUGAACGCACCAUUUCCAGACUCACUGAGAUGCAGACCGAGCAGUACUGGAACUGGCAAGGUUUUCGUAAAUCGUGGGACGUGUUUAGUAGUUGACAUCACGGAUUUUCUUAGCUUAAUGUAGCCACGUCACGGUUUUUCUUUCCGUUUUAAUCUAUCCCAUCGUUGAUCAUCUUUGUUUAUUAAUGGUUGAAUAUUACCUUAAAUUGUUUCCCUACCCUAACGAAUCAGAAUAUCGUGACCUACCCCCUUUGAUGUUCCAGUCCUUGCCUCUAUUACCUCGAGUCACGCAACGCUCUUGUUUUCUCCAGCUUGCUGUGUGACAUGACCGAACAAUGCCUUUCAAGGAGACUGAGAAUAAUGCUGUAACAUUCGGACUUAUCAGUGUGAAUUACUUACCUCGUGCGCUCUAAGGGAGCAUAUAGACCUAUCUCAUUUAUUACUCAAUAAGAGGUGUUAUUCUUAUAUUGAAAUAAUUUUUUUUACAAUCCGUUAAAUGUGGCAAGUUCUUAGUUACCCUUCAACAUGGCCGCGGCGUUGACGUCGCGGGAAAAUGCCUUUUUGCAUUUGUAAAUACAGAUAAAUUAUUAAUCAAGACACGGGUAACGAUGGUAAUGGGAGUGUUUGUAAACAAAAAAUGUUCCGUGCAAUAGGUUUCAGGUUUUUAAGAAUUAGAACUCGUAUUUAUAAUUAUAAUUUAUAAGUUAUCAAUAGCUGCGUUUUGCUGUAACGCGCAGGCUAGCUAUUUUUAUAUCAAAAUAUUUCAGAGUUCUUACACAUCAUUUUGCCUAUAAAAUCAGUUUCCCUAUGAAAAUAGAAAAGGAGGAUUUUUAUUCGUGGUAUCGAUGAAAAAAUUGCUUAACCAGUUGGCGAAACUCAUCAAGUGAGGCAUGGGGCUUUUAUCGUCACCCAUGUUCUCAUGCAACAUUUUGAAUCAGUAUAUUCAAGUCUUCGGCCGUGAAAUUGAGUGAUAUUCACAGAAGGUUUUUUUUACUUAAUUUAGCGAUCAAUAUAUGAUUCGCUUAAAACGUUGUUGUAUUCAUUGUUAAGGAACAAUUUAAUGGGUUAUUUGGAAAUGAAAAAAGAAAAACAGAUCGCAGAAAGUUCAAAUAACCGCGAUAACGUUUCCGAGAUUGAAGAUGGAUUCGGCAUGAGCUGCUGUGGAUCUGUUCAGUGAAAGACCCGUUAAAUUGGGGGGGGGGGAGAAAUAGGGAAACUUUGAUAUACAAAUUUAUACAGGUUUCCAAUUCACUUUUAGCGCCAUUUUAUCAUGAAUUCUUAUUUAACCAUUUUUAAUUGGCAGAAUUAAACUAUGAAUUUUCAGCCCUGAGUUUUGAAAUUUUUGAAGAGGGCACAAUUGUUUUCUUACUUUAAAGUCAUGUUAAUAUCUAUUUAUCUUGUGAUGUAAGAAGGGGGAAAAUUAUCUCGUAUCCAGAUCUUGCCAUGUAACUAUAACGACAAUCGCCUGGUCAUGGAAGGUCUGGGUAUGAGACUUGGGAAAAGAGAGCGUUUGUUACUUCUCCAUGUAAGGUUUCACUCAAUCUUUUAUCAACCCAGGGAAAAGCUUCCCUUCUAUCGGAAAUAUCUUGUAGUGGUGUUCUUGUUGAAUGACAUAGCUAGCGCAGAAUUAGGAAAAUAAAAAAUAGUAUUUAUUAUCUUUA
Pocillopora damicornis (cauliflower coral) is the source of this 2981-nucleotide messenger RNA. RefSeq names its product AFG1-like ATPase. Lineage: Eukaryota; Metazoa; Cnidaria; Anthozoa; Scleractinia; Pocilloporidae. The record is from RefSeq and is a predicted model, not a curated record. Gene Ontology annotation, molecular function: ATP hydrolysis activity; ATP binding. Gene Ontology annotation, cellular component: mitochondrion; cytoplasm.